AUGGCGAGCGGCGCGCUUGUGUUUCCUGUGGUGGCAACUCAACGAGGGUCCUCCCUUGUCUCCACGAUCAUCUACUCGACGGACGAGGGCCAAACGUGGGUGCUCCCGAAGGGGAUGCUCCCCGCUGGCUGCGCUUCGCCCCUCCUCGCCGAGUGGGAGGCGGGGCAGCUGCUCAUGAUUGCUAAUUGUACGUUUGGCCGCAGGGUGUUCGAGUCGAGGGACAUGGGGGCAACGUGGGCGGAGACUGUCAGGACACUCUCGCGCGUGCGGGGUGAUUCUGAAUCAAACCCUUUGCAAGAGGCUCGGCGUGUGACGUCCCUCACCACCGCGACGAUUGCUGGAACGAGGGUCAUGCUGUACACCCAGAAAGAGUACCCACUCGGGGAGAUGGAGGCGGAGGCGCUCUUCCUUUGGGCCACCGACAACAGCCGGACGUUUCGCGUCGGGCCCAUUUCCAUGGACGCUGCUGGAAAUACGCCGCUCUCCAGCGCCCUGCUGUACUCAAACGAUAAACUGCACUUUUUGCAGGAGAGAGGCAUCAGAAUGAACGUGAGCCUGUUUUUGUCCCCCCUGACGGAGGAGCUGGGGACAAUCACGUCCGUCUUGGGCACUUGGGCAGAGCAGGACUCCGCCUUCUCCGGGUUGUCUGUGCCCACGGUCGGCCUGGUUGGAUUCCUGUCGGAUGCGUCGAGUGAUGCAACGUGGGGCGACGCGUACCGCUGUCUGAACGCAGUUGUGACGAAGGCAACGAAGGUCAAAAAUGGCUUUGAGUUCACUGGGGCCGAGUCCUACGCCUUCUGGCCCGUGAACAUGUGGCAGUAUGGUAACGUGUACGGCUUUGUGAAUUACGCGUUCACGCUUGUGGCGACGGUGACCAUCCAUCAGGCUCCGAAGGAGAGCGCGACUUUGCUGGGUGCGAGUCUGGAGGACUAUGGCAGCAUGAAGUUCGUGGGGCUGGCGUACACUGCGGCGAAGAAGUGGGAGACGGUCUUCAACGGCAUGGCAACCGCACCCAACGGCAAUUGGGAGCCGGGGAAGGAGUACCAAGUGGCGCUUAUGCUGCAGGGCAACAAGGGCUCCGUGUACGUGGACGGCAAGCUCGUGGGAACCUCCGAAGCGCUGCCAACACCCGAGGCACGGGGUUACGAAAUCUCACACUUCUACUUUGGAGACGACGAGGGCGGCAGAGUGGCGGUGACAAACGUCUUUUUAUACAACCGCCCACUGAGUGUCACGGAACUCAAAAUACUCAACGAAGCAUACGGUAACGAUACAGGCGACAGCUCCGUGCGCGCGGGUGUGUCUCGGGUGCUGCUACUCCUGCUGCUGCUGGGGCUAUGGGGCUUUGCGGCCCUGUCCUGA
This is a messenger RNA of Trypanosoma conorhini, 1362 nucleotides long. RefSeq names its product group II trans-sialidase superfamily. The record is from RefSeq and is a predicted model, not a curated record. The transcript has a single exon. Gene Ontology annotation, molecular function: exo-alpha-sialidase activity. Gene Ontology annotation, biological process: ganglioside catabolic process; oligosaccharide catabolic process. Gene Ontology annotation, cellular component: membrane; cytoplasm; intracellular membrane-bounded organelle. Lineage: Eukaryota; Euglenozoa; Kinetoplastea; Trypanosomatida; Trypanosomatidae. The coding region runs from base 1 to 1362 and encodes 453 amino acids.